Oncorhynchus tshawytscha (Chinook salmon) is the source of this 2038-nucleotide messenger RNA. Its product is annotated as cytochrome P450 4V2. The coding region runs from base 96 to 1634 and encodes 512 amino acids. Lineage: Eukaryota; Metazoa; Chordata; Actinopteri; Salmoniformes; Salmonidae. The record is from RefSeq and is a predicted model, not a curated record. Gene Ontology annotation, molecular function: heme binding; iron ion binding; oxidoreductase activity, acting on paired donors, with incorporation or reduction of molecular oxygen. The transcript has 11 exons.
GAGAAGUGCAUAACCAGUCUAAAGUCCAUCAAAAGCUGCUCCGCAUACAGAUCAGAGGGAUUUCACAACAUAGCAGACUGCUACGUUAAACCAAGAUGGUGAUUAUGUCUGGAACAUACACGCUGGGGAUCAUAUGUCUGGUCCUUCUGAUUGUUCUGUUGGCCUGCAUCAUGUACCAUCCACUGAAGAAAUACUUUCAGGACUGGAACGAUUUGAGGCCAAUCCCUGGAGUGGAUGGAGCUUAUCCAAUCAUUGGGAAUGCACUUCUGUUCAGCACUAAUGCAGGAGAUUUCUUCAACCAGAUUAUUGAAGGCACUAAGGAGUUCAGACAUUUACCAUUGCUGAAGGUUUGGGUUGGACCCCUGCCAUUGGUGGUCUUGUUUCAUGCAGAGACUGUGGAGGGGAUUCUGCACAGUUCCAAACACAUAGACAAGGCAUAUUUCUAUAGGUUUAUGCAGCCUUGGCUUGGGACUGGCCUGCUCACCAGCACAGGGGAUAAGUGGCGUGGCAGAAGGAAGAUGUUGACCCCGACAUUCCAUUUCUCCAUCUUGGCUGAGUUUCUGGAGGUGAUGAAUGAGCAGGCUGAGGUUUUAACACAGAAACUGGAGAAGCAGGCUGGAGGAGAUCCAUUCAACUGUUUUAGCUACAUCACACUCUGUGCUUUGGACAUUAUUUGUGAAACGGCAAUGGGAAAGAACAUCUACGCACAAAGUAACAGCGAGUCUGAGUACGUCCGCAGUGUGUACAAAAUGAGUGACAUCAUCGGACGUCGCCAGAGAGCUCCCUGGUAUUGGCCAGACUUCAUCUACAGUCUGUUAUGGGAGGGGAAGGACCAUGACAAUAGACUGAGGAUCCUCCAUUCAUUCACUCAGAGUGUGAUCAAGGAGAGAGCAGAAAGCAUGGAGAAUGCAGGUUCUGACAGUGAAUCUGACCAUGGCAUCAAAAGGAGAAGACUUGCCUUCCUGGACAUGCUGUUAAAAGCCACUGAUGAGGAGGGAAAUUACUUGAGCCAUAGUGAUAUCCAAGAGGAGGUGGACACCUUUAUGUUUGAGGGCCAUGACACCACAGCAGCCUCUAUGAACUGGGCCCUUCACCUACUGGGAUCCUACCCUGAGGUCCAGACCAAGGUCCAGGAGGAGCUCCAAGUGGUGUUUGGUUCCUCCAACCGUUCGGUCACCGUCGAUGACCUGAAGAGGUUACGUUACCUUGAAUGCGUCAUCAAGGAGACCCUUCGCCUCUUCCCCGCCGUGCCCAUGUUCGCACGCACCGUAAGCGACGACUGUCACAUCAAUGGCUUUAAAAUUCCUAAAGGAGUGAAUGCCCUGAUCAUUCCCUUUGCCCUGCACCGCGAUCCACGAUACUUCCCGGAUCCCGAGGAGUUCCGGCCAGAGCGUUUCCUGAUAGAGAACAGCACAGGACGACAUCCCUACGCAUACAUCCCCUUCUCCGCUGGACCCAGGAACUGCAUCGGCCAGCGGUUUGCCAUGAUGGAGGAGAAGGUGGUGCUGUCUUCGGUGUUGCGUCACUUCUCCGUGCAGGCCUGCCAGAGCCGAGAGGAGCUGAGACCUCUGGGUGACCUCAUACUCCGACCAGAGAAGGGUAUUUGGAUUACGCUAGAGAAGAGACAAUGCUAGAGAAGAGAUGCUAGUCUCCCCCGGCAAACAGCUCUACUAUAAUACUAUGGUACUUUGUCAUGUCGUAAUACAUUGUUUGGUUGUAGCCUCUUUUUCAAUCUUGUGUCUAUAUUAUAGCAAGUGUUUUUUUAAUAAAUACAAAUUAUGUAUGAAGGUUAAAUUAAUUUCUUUAGUUGAAUAAAGUAAAACAAAGGGAUUCUGGUUGGAUAAAUAUAUUUGCUAAAUCAGUGUUUCUGACCUAAUGAUUCAGCUCCAGUGACGACCCUUAAUUCAGGGCAGGUGUGGCAGAGCCCCGUUCAGCAAAAAUUAAAGUGCCUGUUAUUUUGGCUUUAAUAUGUAUCACAUCAGUUUGCAAACAAUGUAAAAAAACAUAAUUGAGUUAAUAAAGCCGCUUACAAACAUGG